AUGCGAAUCUACAACCCUGGGAAUCCAGAAACUGAUACAAAAGUUUCAGGGAGCAGCAGAUUUGAAUUCUGUUUGAAUGAUGGUGUUGCGGAGAAUCUGAGGUGUCCUUUGAGCAUAGAUAGGAGCAAUCACACCAUGACUGAGUUCAUCCUGGUGGGCUUCACAACAGACCCUCUGAUACAGUUGAUCCUAUUUGUGGUGUUCCUUGGUGUGUACUCUGUGACUGUGAUGGGAAACAUCACACCCAUAGUGUUGAUCUGUAAAGACUCCCAGCUCCACACACCCAUGUAUUUCUUCAUUGGGAACUUGGCAUUCCUGGAUCUCUGGUAUUCCUUUGUCUACACCCCAAAGAUCCUAGUGACCUGCAUCUCUGAGAACAAAAGCAUCUCACUUGCUGGCUGUGUAGCCCAGUUCUUCUUUUCUGCUGGGCUAGGAUAUAGUGAAAGUUACUUGUUGGCCACCAUGGCUUAUGACCGCUAUGUGGCCAUCUCCAACCCACACCUUUAUGCUCAGGUCAUGUCGAAUAGACUGUGCACUUACUUGGUUAUAUGUUCCUAUACUGGAGGUUUUGUCAGUGCAACAAUACUCACUAGUAACACAUUCACAUUGGAUUUUUGUGGUGACAAUGUCAUUGAUGACAUUUUCUGUGAUGUCCCACCUCUGGUGAAGUUGGCAUGCGAUGUGAAAGAGAGCUAUCAGGAUGUGCUGUACUUCCUCCUGACAUCCAAUGUCAUCACCCCUAUUGUGCUCAUACUGACCUCCUAUCUUUUCAUCAUUGCCGCCAUCUUGAAGAUCCGUUCUACUCAGGGCCGCCUCAAAGCCUUCUCUACCUGCUCCUCCCACUUGAUCUCUGUCACCUUAUACUAUGGCUCCAUUCUUUACAUCUACUCUGGCCCAAGCUCCAGCUAUUCCCUUGACAGGGACAAAAUGGUUUCUACAUUUUAUACUGUGGUCCUCCCCAUGUUGAAUCCCAUGAUCUACAGUCUGAGGAAUAAAGAUGUGAAAGGUGCUCUGAAAAAACUCUUCAAGUUAACUCCACCAGAAGUCUAA
This is a messenger RNA of Orycteropus afer afer, 1050 nucleotides long. RefSeq names its product olfactory receptor 1013-like. NCBI's taxonomy places the organism in Eukaryota, Metazoa, Chordata, Mammalia, Tubulidentata, Orycteropodidae. Gene Ontology annotation, molecular function: olfactory receptor activity; odorant binding; G protein-coupled receptor activity. The record is from RefSeq and is a predicted model, not a curated record. Gene Ontology annotation, cellular component: membrane. Gene Ontology annotation, biological process: sensory perception of smell; G protein-coupled receptor signaling pathway.